This is a messenger RNA of Racocetra persica, 732 nucleotides long. The record is from the annotation of a GenBank genome assembly. NCBI's taxonomy places the organism in Eukaryota, Fungi, Glomeromycota, Glomeromycetes, Diversisporales, Gigasporaceae.
UGGCAAUACCUGCGGUCAGUGUUAUCGUUGGUGAAGAUUUAUCAAAUGAUGAGGAACUCCUCAAUACGUUCGCUAAUUUAACAAGGGACAUUACUCCUGCAAUUUCAUUGCCUCCGUUCUUAAAUUUUAUUCAUCCUUCACUUCAUGCCAAAUUUUUUGUAUUUCGUCUAAAAUAUACUGGUCAUCUUUAUAAAAAACACAGACAAGUGAUAAGAAGCAGAAUUAUACAAAUUAUCAAACAACGUGAGCAUAAAAAAAGAGAAUUUGAACCUCCGGCAGAUAUUUUACAAACGUUUAUUAAUUUGUCAGAGAAAGAUGGGUUAGUUGAUGUAGAAACAGUAACUGAUUAUAUCAUUGAUAUUAUAUUUGCUGCUAUACACACGACUUCACAAACUAUUACAAAUAGUAUGGUGCCCGUCCCGAAUUUUGGAAAAGAAUUACUUGAAGAAAAUGAAAGAAUUUCAUGUGAAAUUAAAGAUGGAUACUUGACUCGUCAAGAUGUUAAAAAAAUGAUUAAAUUGGAUAGUUUUAUAAGGGAGACUUUGAGAAUUUGGCAACCAAUCGUUGGAUUAGAACAUAAAACAAUUAAUGACUCUUUUACGUUCUCAAAUGAGAUCCACGGCACUAAUCAAAAUGCAAAUACAUUUGAUGGUUUUCAACACAUCGAAAAAAACACUCAAGCCACAAAAAUAGGAAGAGAAUAUGUCCCAUUUGGUUUAGGAAGACAUGCAU